GAGGCGGGGCCUGAGGGGUCCUGAUGACAGAGCGAUCAGGCUGUGCGGCUACAGCCUGUGAGAAGGCUGGGAAGAUGGCGGCCUCCUGGAGGCUAGGCUGUGACCUGCGGAUGCUGCGCUAUCUCCUAGGCUUCGGCGGCGGGAGAGGCCUGGGGCUGGCUAAGGGGGCUACUGGGUGGUCUUUUGGCCGAGGAGCUAGUUGGAGAUGGUUUCACAGCACGCAGUGGCUGCGGGCUGAUCCUAUUAAGAUACUAAUGCCAUCAUUAUCUCCGACAAUGGAAGAAGGGAACAUUGUGAAAUGGCUGAAAAGAGAAGGUGAAGCUGUGAGUGCUGGAGAUGCCUUAUGUGAAAUAGAGACCGACAAAGCUGUGGUUACCUUGGAUGCAAGUGAAGACGGCAUCCUGGCCAAAAUAGUGGUUGAAGAAGGAUCUAAAAAUAUACGGCUGGGUUCGCUAAUUGGUUUGCUAGUUGAAGAAGGAGGAGAUUGGAAACAUGUUGAAAUUCCCAAAGAUAUGGGUCCUCCAGCCGCUUCAAAACCAUCAGUGCCUCAGCCCUCGCUGGAACCACAGACUUCUGCCCCCGUCAAAAAGCAACACACACCGGGGACACUGCAGCUUCGUUUAAGUCCAGCUGCCCGCAAUAUUCUGGAAAAACAUGCACUGGAUGCUAGUCAGGGCACAGCCACUGGCCCUCGGGGGAUCUUCACUAAAGAGGAUGCUCUCAAGCUUGUCCAGUUGAAGCAGAUGGGCAAGGUCCCUGAAACCAGACCAACUCCAGCCCUUCCAGCAGCCCCCGCUGCUCCUCUGCCCUCGCAGGCCCCCGCCAUGCCAGCUUAUCCCCGGCCGAUGAUCCCACCCGUGUCAACUCCGGGACAGCCUAACGCAGCGGGCACAUUCACUGAAAUCCCGGCUAGCAAUAUUCGAAGAGUUAUUGCCAAGAGAUUAACUGAGUCUAAAAGCACUGUACCUCAUUCAUAUGCUACUGCUGAUUGUGACCUAGGAGCUGUUUUAAAAGUUAGACAAAACCUGGUCAAAGAUGACAUUAAAGUAUCAGUAAAUGAUUUUAUCAUCAAAGCAGCAGCUGUUACCCUUAAACAAAUGCCAAGUGUGAAUGUAAGCUGGGAUGGAGAGGGCCCAAAGCAACUGCCUUUUAUUGACAUUUCAGUGGCUGUGGCAACAGAUAAAGGUUUAAUUACACCGAUCAUAAAAGAUGCUGCUGCCAAGGGUAUACGAGAAAUUGCUGACUCAGUAAAGGCUCUAUCAAAGAAAGCAAGAGAUGGAAAAUUGUUACCAGAAGAAUACCAAGGAGGGUCUUUUAGUAUUUCCAACUUGGGGAUGUUUGGCAUCGAUGAAUUUACUGCAGUGAUCAACCCUCCUCAGGCCUGCAUUUUGGCUGUUGGGAGAUUCCGACGUGUGCUGAAGCUCACUCAGGAUGAAGAGGGAAAUGACAAACUACAGCAGCACCAGCUCAUCACGGUCACAAUGUCCAGUGACGGCCGAGUGGUAGAUGACGAACUAGCUACCAGGUUUCUUGAAACUUUUAAAGCAAACCUAGAGAAUCCUAUUCUACUUGCCUAGCCCUCAUAGAUAGAGCUGUUACCCACAAACAUACACUAGUCGAAAAAAAUUAAUAUUUAAGUGUGAAGUGGAUGAAAUGUUUACUUAUUUAAGGUGAAAACGUUUGACCUGAGUUGUCUUCCUUUCCAGUUUGGGUUUAAUGUUGUAGGACAAAUGAUAACAAACUGUUACAAAUGAAAGAGAACGUUUGGUUAGUCAGAUCCAUUUUUAACCUCUGGUGCUGUACUAGAUGUAAAUUAAACUAUGUGUUUGACUCCUUGCAAUGUUUUAGAAUAUUUGAAAAUGUAUGAUAAAUUGUAAACUCAAAAAAAUUGUUGCAAUUCUUCUUAAUUGUAUUGAAAGAGAUGCCCAUUAAUUUAGCAUUGGGACCUCACUUUUACAAGUACUGCUCUAGAUAUACUUGAACAACUUAAUUUGUACAGAAGUUUAUUCUGGAUAAUAGUAAAUAAAUAAGGAUCACAUUGUAUUUGGGGUUGUGGCAACAUUAUUGAACUUUUUAUGUAUAUAUAGCCAUAUGUUUUAGAGUGCUUUCUAUCAGUCUUAUUUUUUACUACUGUAACACUGUGAACUUCUAAAGAAAAAGAAUAAAACAAUCAAAACUGGAGAGAGAGAAAGACCAAAAUAUUUGUUUGUUUCAAUGAUCAACUAUAGUUUAAAUAUCUAAACCCUCAGAAAUUACUGCUCACCUUCAUACUAAGUUGGAAUAUAUUAAAAUAAAUUAUACUAUUUCUUAUCAAACAUUUUAAGUUAAUAUUGAUUUAAACACAGAAUGUUUCAAAUUUGUACUGUGCAAUAAGUUGUGAGAAAAUACAAAAAUUUCUAUUGUGUUUUAAGUGUUUAGGACACAGAUGUUUAGGGAAAACUUGAAGUAGAUUAGUAAUUUCCCUGGAACCAGCUUAAAAGGGACACUCCAGAAGAAAAGAAGGAAUUUAAAAUUAAUGUGGCAUUAGGAAAACAACAGCUAUGGAAUGUAAAACUUUGGAAAGAGAGUAGAAGAGAAGCCUUAUGAAGCAGGUGAGAACUAUCCUUUUUAUUCCAUCGAUGAUAUGAAAUGUUCACUAAGUAUCAGAAAGGUCAGAAGAGCUUAUUUUUCUCUUUUAACAACUCUGCUACAACUGGCAAGAUAGCUGUACCGAAGUUGGAUGGUAGUUGAAUUAACCAGUCACAGGAAGACUCGUGUUAGUAUCUGCUGACGUGAAUCACCAGAAGACAGACUAUGUGGUACAGGUUAUGUGGUAUGAUUUGAUGGGCUACUUAUCCUCUCAGAAAAGAGCCUUCUAAAAUAGAGCUCCAUUCUAUCCAUUGUUAAGAAAAUGCUUACUCCCAUUCUGUUUUAACAUGUGUUUUAAAAAUAGUCUCCAAAACUCUUGUCAUAUUAGCAGUUGUACUGAAAGUGGUAACCAAAUGCUGCUUUCAAACAACUUUUAGCAGUUACAUUAUUUUCAGUCAGUUUUAACUGAAAUUGGUUUUUUCCCCUAAUUUUUAUAUCUGAUGCAUAGAGCUUGAGCCAGCCAUAAGUAACCCUUGGCUUGGAGUUCUGCUUUCCAUGGCCUGAGGUGCAUAAACCGUAAUGCGUCUGUUUCCCUGUGGGUGAAAUGGGCACUGAACCCCACCCCAGGCUGCCUUACAGCAUUAUUGUGAACUGCCCAGGAGAAAUGCUGUAUAAAUUUAAGAUAUUUUAAUUCUCCAUGGACAUCACAACCAGGCUUUUCAUAUAAUGAGUUGCUUCUCAUAGUUUGACUUUUCAUGGUUUGACUUCUCCGCUGUGGGUACAAGUGCUCAUUCAUGCUGACUAAAAAUAUUUUCUCUAGUAUCGCUAUGUACUGCUUGGGUUUAUGUAAGGAAAUUGUCAUUUCAUUUCUGAAAAGAAUUUUAUUGCUCUGUGAGGUCAAAGGCUAACACUGAUUUGGGAAAGCAGUAUAUGGUGUACUUGGUUUGCAUCAUUAUAGAGAAGGAACCGUGUGCUGCUUGAGCAGGCCCUGUAUACACAUUCUGUAUCUAUACUUGGAGUACUGAUAGCUAUCACACGAGAGGAUGUGAAAACCAAAUUUGAUACCUUGUCAUCUUUUUUCUCAUUUAAACAGUGAAAAUGACUAUACUAUUGGGAAGACUUCUAAGGAAAAGGUAAUGCCCAUUCCAGUUAACACUUAGGCAUGAAAAUAACAAUGAACAUUAGAAUUUGUAAGUUAAAAUAGCCCUGCUUCUCCCUGAUUGCCACUUCUAGUUAACAUUUACAGGUACAGUUUGUUUGCUCACUAACUAUUUUGUAGCAGAUUAAAAUCAUCAGUGUACUGCUGGUCAGACUCCUUUGUUUGGAACAUUACUAAGUUAUAUAUAUAUAUAUAUUGGUGUAGGUAUUUUAUAUAUAGUGUCAAAUGGAACUUGUAUUUUUAGAUUUUUUGUUUUCUUUGUUACAUUUUGGACUUAAUUUCAGACUACAUUGUAUAGGCCAGCCAUUUGUGCAUUAUGCUACAAGUAAACCUAGUUUCCUAACCUUUUAUUGAAAGGUAGGUGGUGCUGUGAGUUAAUGUAUUGUACGUUGAAUGUGGGAGAAAAAUAAAAAUGGCAUUUAAAUCUUGGUUUUCCAGGAAAAUUUGUCCUCAUUACACAUUGCAUGAUGAUAGAUUUUGUCUCAGGUGAAAUGAAUAAAUGAAAGAACCAAGUGUGUGGCAUGUAAGAAUUAACCAUUAAUUUAAAUGUGACAUUAUUAAUGGGGAACUCUUUUUGGUCUCAGAAGAAAGAAGUAACAAUGUAGAAUUACUUUCAGACUAGGCUAAAAGGGAGCGGACCGCAGUCAGCAGGAGCCAGCUGGAAGCUUCUGCUAAAAGGAAAGCGUGAGUUCUUUAGAUUAUGCACUAGUUCAAAUGGCUUUCAAGAAGGGAGAACAUGAAGCAUAUUGGAGAUGCUGGUUUGCUGUGGUGUAUUAUGAAUUUAUGGGGCGGGUGUGUGCUGUCAGAUAGUGCAGCAACAGUGAGGCAGUUUCCCAGCCUAAAACACAGUGCCCCGUGGUCCCCGUCACCAGUAUACAGAAGGUUAAGAUUCUGAGCAGUUAUAUACAGCACAUGGUGUAUUUCAGGAGACAGUCAACCUUUUUAUGAAUGGAUAAAGCAAUCAUCUUCCAAUGACAUUUUAAAUAGUUUUGUGGAUUUAAAAUUUUUAUUUUCUAGUGUCUCCAUUGGUUUCAAGAGAUGGGGACAGAUAGGUUGGUGGGAAGGUGUGAUUUGUCUAGACUUGUAACACUGAAGACCCCAUUGAAUUGAAAUGAUAAGGUAUAAAGAUGUAUUUUGAAAAUUAUGAUUUGCCUUAGUGAGUGGCUGUCUUAUUUCUUUGAUCACAUAAAAUUUACUUUCACAUUUUAUCACUUGUUUAUAUUUUUUUCAACAAAGCCAAAAGCAGCCUUCCCAGCAAAGUAGGUAUUUUUUAAACCUCUAAUUUAACCUCGACUAUGUAUGAUACGUAAAAUUAGGGAACCUUGGGCUUUUAUUAAAAGUUGAGAAAUUAUUAGCAAAAUUUAUUUUUCUGAAAUUUCUUAGUUUAUGAAAUUCUUUAUUACUCCUAUCACUAAAAUGUAGAAGGUCUGUUAAAGAUAAGGUUAUUUGUGAUCAAAUUAAAUAUUAUUCAUAACACUUUAUAAAGCAUAAUGUAUUCUAUAAAUCUAAGAUGUUAAAUUUUUAAUCGCAUAAAUUGCACUUAUUCUACACUUUUUAUCUGUGCCUUAUCAACAGCCUGUUUGAUAGGGAAUGGCAUUUAUCAGGAAGCUUAUAGGAUGCCACUUAAGAAAUUACCGUCCUUGCAAGUGGAACUACUGGCUUUUAGUACAUACUUUAUUGCCCAAGUUUGCAUACUUAAAUCAAUGUAUUUUAAGCCUUUAGUAUUUUAGUUUCAAUUUUAUCUAUAAAUCACUGCACUCAGUAAAAACCUAUUUCUGUGCUUCCAUAUUCUAUUACCUAUAAAAUGAAGCAGGAGGAAAAAUUAAUCACAGCGGUGUUUGCUGAUCUCAUUUAACCUCAAUUCUCUAAGGUAGGUAUAGCCUACUUUACUAUCAUUGCAGACAGGAUAAGGAAACUCAGAGAUUGUGUGGUUUGGUCAACAGCACACAGCACCAAAGUGCCAGUUCUGGGAUUUGAACCUAGUAGGUCUGUGCUGCGCCAAAAUUCGAGCUCACUACUUUGCAGUACACAACUUUCUAAGCUCUGUUACUGCUGCUGAGAUAGUUCAUGUUAACAGGUAGCAUUUUCCACUUGUAAUAACUGCAGGGCCUGUUCUUCGGUCAUGACGCUAGUGUGUUUUCUGCAUGGCCACACUUAAUUCCUACGUUCUCUGUAGUGGAUUUCUUUAUGCAUUGAUGGUAAUUGUACGCAGAAACUGCUGAGGGAUUUUUAUUUUCGUUAUGGGCAACUAUUAACUCGAAAUGCUGAGGUAAAGUGUUACAACUUCUGUCUCUGAAUGGAAGGCUUAGAAAAUAUAACCUUGAAAAAUUAGUUUCUCUAAGUUUCUCUAAGGAUAAAAACAUGAUAUAGAACAUUGUUACUUUUCAUAAGUAUCUUUGCAGCUGGUCCACAUUCAGAAUCAAAAGUCGUUACCUCAGUUUUUAUUUUGGAAGUUGUAGGUUUCUAUACUGACAGCUGUAUCAAUGAGGGUCCAGUCUUCUAUAGUGACCACCUUAUCAGUCAGGGUCCAAUGUUUGCGGCCCACUGGAUGGCAGAGAAGCUCAUUGCAUUGCCCAGGCCGGAUCUGUCUGCAGUCACCAGGGAAAUAGGAAGCCAUCCUUCGUAUUUUGAGGUCAGACUCAGUUGCUGGGCUGGUGCACUUAGGGCGAUCAGGGUGCCAUUACAGACGGGAAGCCUGGAGCACUUAAGGUCUGUGUGGGGAGGACCAUGGGAAGGUGGUCACUGGGCCGAGCUGGGACUGCCAUUCUGGGCAAAAGGCAGGGGCAAAGCAUCACGGGAUGUGUACACCUGCUGACCAGCCAGGCAGCAGCUGGAAUGAGCAAUGUCCCUAGGGCACCUUCUACUGAGAAAACGUAACAUGCUGUUUGGUGUAAAGGAGAAAAGCUUAAAACAAUCACUGAUUAUUGUUGAGCAGGUAUUGAAGGCUACGUGUGCAUCUGAGAGAGAACAUAUUUGUAACUGGCACCACAGCCCAACCAGAGAGGCUGGGAAGUAAAAUGUGAUCUCAUAAUUUGGAAUAAUGCCCAAUAAGACACCUUAUAAAGGGAUAGCAGUCUAUACUAGACCUACUUUGUGUGGAGAAAUCUACCUAGGCUAGAGGUGAUACUGAAAAUAUUGUCACUUUUUUUCAAAUAAAUUCCCCUGUUUUCUAGAAGAGACAUUUAUUAAACUGUGAAACAAAAGAAAGUGUUGAAAUACAUUAUUCAUUCAACGAUGGUGAGCAUCUGUGCAUGGGUACUGAGGACUCAUAGCUAACAGCCCUUACCUUCAAUCAACUUAAACUGGUAAAAUAAACAUUAAUUUCUUAAAUUAUCGUUUGGGAAAUUCUCUACUGAAAUUUUAUUUCCUAGGUGGAUAUUUCAAUACAAUUUUUCUUGUCAUGUAAUUACAUAGUUCCCAUUGAGUAGAUGCAGACCUUUUCUUUAUAUGGUUAUAUGCUAACCAUGAAAAUAUAAUAGUAAUAGGUAACUUACUGUGUUCCAGAUGUUCUGAAUGCCUUAUAUGUAUUAUUAACUCAUUAAGCCUUCACCACAACCCCAUCACAUAGUUAUCAGUAUUUCACAAAAGACAUGUUAAGUAACUUGUCUAAGAUUACACAGGAUUCAGGGCAGGUAGUCUGGCCCCAGAGCUUCACAAGAGAUUACUCUUUUGAAAAUUUAUUAGGAAAUUCUGUAAUUUAGCACAUUAAAAAGACACUGAGCUGGGGAAAUGCCUCUCUGUUGACAGUGAAAACAGCUUGUUGAACUCAGUAGCACCUCCUACAUGAAUAUAGAAAUAAUAUAGAAAGAAGUCUGUAGCUAAAUGUCAGUAACCGGACAUUUAGUGUCCUCUAGAUUUUAGUAUUAAUGAAUGAUCUAUCCCUUUAACCUUUAACCUGCUGAUUCGUGAAGGGGAAGUAGCUGUGUGGAUUAAUAAUUAAGAUCAGAAACAGAAAAACACCUCAGUGUUCUUAUUUAGAGGACAACUCACUGGGUGAUGACCAAAGAGUUCUUUACUUUUGCUCAGGGAUAACAAGGUUUGGAAAAAGAAAUGUCUAAUAAUAAUUUUUUAAGUUAAUAAAUGUCCUUGUGGUUGAAAGUACAUGUUCUUUCUAUGCAGAUAGCAGAAUUUGGUAAGUAGAAAUAUCUCCUUGAUUUUCCCCAGAUUGUAAAUUUCUUGAAUAUGUUUUUGUUUGAAAUAUAGCACUUCUCCACCCCUCAUCCUUACUAUCACCAACACAAUUAUGAAUUUGCUCACACCUUGUAGGAUGCCAGACUGGGUUUCUCCCACUCUUUCCCCUUUCUCAACCCCCUAAAUGUCAGUCUGACCUUCACCCAACACAUUUGUUUUUUAAGGGCCUGAGGAAUCGUGUUGGGGCAAUUCUGUGCCUAGGUUUCAAGGUCAUACCGAUUAAGUGAAAGUGUUACCAUUUGUCAAGACUAGUUCAUAACAUGCUUUCUGUAAGAUGUUCUGAGGCUAGUUUCCCUUUUGUGAUGGGUGGAUGUGUGACCGUUUUAUGAUGGUAGCAUUGACUCAUCUCUUAUUCCGAGGUCAGAGAAGUCUUUUUGUGCAUUUAUGUUUGCAACAUUGUAAAUAAGACACCAAAAGCAGCUUACCUGACGACACCUCCUUAUCUGCAUCAAUUGUGCUUUUUCAUUAAUGAAAAAUUGCACUCCAUUUAAUUGGAGGAUAACUGUUUAGCAAAGGUUUGUACCUCAUGGUACUCAGAUAAUAACAGGUAUUUGGUGGGUUUUUUUUUGUUUUGUUUUGUUUUUUAAAGGAAAAAUCAUUGAGUAUGUGCGGGGGGUGGGGGGAUAAGAUUGUAACAAAUGGAAAAAUACUUAUGUUAUUGAAUAGAUGCAUGGACAAGGACACAAGAGUAACAUGAACAGUCAGAAACCUGAUUUGAUCAGAGACAGGUCUGACAUUCUCUGUUUUAUUUAGAAAAACUACAGUUUCGUUGUAAUUUUUUUUUUUUAGCACUGAAGGAAACUCCUUAGUGGUUAGUGUUCGCUAUUGGCAUUGGCCUAAAGUUACCACACAAGAAGUCUGCCAAACAACAGAAUUUUUUAAAUUUCUAUACAUCUUGGUUUGGUAGCUGUUUUAUUUCACCUUUAGAAAGACAUUUUAAAAUCACAAGCGAUGACAAUUUAAAAAUAAAUGUGUAAGAAACCCUGAUAUUCAUGUACACGUCCUGCUUGGUGACCCUUUGUUCUGUGUCCCAAACAUGUUCCAAAUUUGACAAGAAGAUUCAGCUUUGUUGCCUACUUUGAUGCCUCUGCCUGCCCCCUCUGCUCCCAAGGAGCCAUGUAUGUGGAUUCAAGGGCAGGACAUUUAUUAGGUUAUGGUGCCAUGACUGCCAUCUAUUAGGACUCCCUAUUAAUUUGCCACAUGGCAGGUGUGAUCAAAUCAGCCUGAAGCUUUCCCUUCUUAGAGGGCAGCCUUCUUAGGAAGGCUGAAUUAGAUUAAAUUAUCUGCCUUGAGUCUUUAGGGCAAUCUCUCUUCCUUUUGAUUUGUGUUCUUGGACAAUUCUUUGUAAUGUUCCUGACGGAAGGGUAAGCUGAAGAGCUGGGAAGAGGGUGUGGACCUCUGUAUAGGCUAGAAGAAGCCAAGGAAGCUGUUCAGCCUGUAUUUGUUCAUUUAGGCAGUGGUGUGCUGGUAAAUGUUUAACAACCAGCUCUGAGAAAGAAGCGUCUGUGCAUCUAUUAUCAAGUGUAAGUCCAUUAGAAAGUUUACUGAUAUACAAAUAAUAAAAUAGUCAAUUGAUAAAUUUAAUAGGAUCUGCAAUAUUAAAUAUAAAUGUAACAUAGCAAUAAUUCAAUAAAAUGUACAAUUCACAAAUAAUAAAACAUACAACUCUAUUGUAAAUUUGAUUUAUAGCUCACUGAUUCUUACAGAAUGCUUUCAUUGGUUUUAUGGAACUCCUGUAUCUGUAGCCAAAUUAUUAUUGAUGAAUAAGUGUGGUCCCUGACAUGAAUGUUGGCUGAUAUUUUUCUUUAAAUGAAAGAAUAAGAUUAAAGUUAAAACAGCAAAGACAUGUGUUGGAA
Molecule: messenger RNA, 9774 nt
Organism: Hipposideros armiger (great roundleaf bat)
Lineage: Eukaryota; Metazoa; Chordata; Mammalia; Chiroptera; Hipposideridae
Gene: PDHX
Product: pyruvate dehydrogenase complex component X
Exons: 11
Coding region: 24-1577 (517 amino acids)
Biological process (GO): pyruvate decarboxylation to acetyl-CoA
Cellular component (GO): mitochondrion; pyruvate dehydrogenase complex
Molecular function (GO): acyltransferase activity
Source: RefSeq, a predicted model, not a curated record